This is a messenger RNA of Eufriesea mexicana, 2209 nucleotides long. It is a transcript of the gene Gle1, whose product is annotated as Gle1 RNA export mediator. Lineage: Eukaryota; Metazoa; Arthropoda; Insecta; Hymenoptera; Apidae. Gene Ontology annotation, biological process: poly(A)+ mRNA export from nucleus. The record is from RefSeq and is a predicted model, not a curated record. The coding region runs from base 124 to 2196 and encodes 690 amino acids. Gene Ontology annotation, molecular function: translation initiation factor binding; inositol hexakisphosphate binding; phospholipid binding. Gene Ontology annotation, cellular component: cytoplasm; nuclear pore; nuclear pore cytoplasmic filaments. The transcript has 8 exons.
UGUGCGGAAUAAAUGUAAACGAGAAUAAAUUUAUAGGUUAUUAUAACAUUUAUAAACUUUUGUAAAUAUUAGAAUUUCAAAAUUUAUUACGUUAUAAUCUAUCUUUACAACGUAAAUAUAAAGAUGCCUCAUUUCGUAAGCACUAAAGAUAAGAUUGUGCAAAACAUGGAUGAUAUUGCUUCUGAUUUUGCUUGUCUCAAAGUAUCUGCAUUAAAGAAAGCUUCUCGCAUAUCAGGCAAGGUGGACAGAAUUACAAUUGGCCCUGAUUCUACAAUAAAUGAAAGUGAAAGUGAAAAUUCUGAAAAUAUAGAAAAUGAACAAAAUUCUUGUAAUAUUACAGUUCCACAAAAAUCUAUUCAUUCUCAGAGUAAAAUUUCUAUGCAGAAUGGAAUUCCUUUUUCAUUUAAAAAAAUUCUCCUAGAAAGUGAAUAUCAAAGAAAAGAAGAAGUUCAGAAAGAAAUUGAACGUCAUUGGCAACAUAUGAAAGAAAAUGGAAAAGCUAUACAGGAACAUAUAGCAAUAUCACGUUCACAUAUGGCUAGGGAACGUGAACGCAAAAGUAAAGAGAAUUAUGCAUACAUACUAGCAGAAGAAAGAAUAGCAGAACAAGAAGAAAUACAUAGGAGGCAUGAACGACAGAAAGAAGUUGAAGAAUAUCGAAAAAAGAUUAAAGAAACAGAAGAAUUGACCAAGAAAAUAAUAAUUUUGAGAAAUGUAUAUGCUGUAAAUUAUCAUGAUAUUAUAGCACUUUCUGAAAAUUGUAAAGAUAAGAAUUCCUUUGCUAUAUUAUUAUCCUCUUAUGCUGAAAAAUUCGAAGAGUUACACCAGCAAAUGAAACUUAUAGAUGAAAAAAUUAAGACAGGUGAAAUAACAUCUGUUGAUCUGAACAUUGUAGUAAAAGUGGUUUAUCAAAGUGAAGAAAUGUUAUGUGUGUUUAGAUCAGAAGUAGAUAGAAUAAAUGCUCAAUGUGAUGUAAAUUUAAGUGAAACAAAAAAUACAAUACAUUCUCAUGCACAAGUAGAAGAUUCACAGGGACAAGAGAUUAAAAGUAGUGAAACAGUUUGUGAGACAAUUAUUCCAGAACAAGUAAGUAUAAGUAAUAUGCAAAACAACGAUGUACAAGAAUGUAGAGAUGAAGAAAAACAACAAAAUUUACAAACAGAAAACAUAACUACUUCAAAUAUAUCACAAGUGACAUUUCCGAUUAUUAAUAUAAAAGAAAAUGUAUCAACUACUGAAUCGGAAAAAGAUCACUUAGAUGGUUAUGUUGAUAAAGAAUUGUUACAAAUAUAUGUAAAUAGUCAAAAAUUUUUAGAAGAUUAUGUAAAAAGUUUUGAUGAAUUUUUACAAUCUCCAACUGAAAAAAGCUUUAGAUUUGAAAUUCAGAAAGCAAUAAAUAUACCGGUAAAUACAAUAUCUGGCAUUAAUGAACAACAUUUGAGAGAUAAAUAUGAAAGGUUGCAUAAUCUUCUUAAGGGCACAUGUUGGCCAAAUGUUAAACAACAUCCACAGGGGACAGCCUACUGUAAAAAUAUCUUAGCUAAAAAAAUAGUUAGUCAAGGUGAAACACUUAUUUCAAGUAAACCAAAGAUGGCAUUUCCUAUUGCUGCUGUAAUUGUUGCCCUUUGGAACGAUCAUUCUGAUUUUGGUGAUUUACUUUUGUCACAUUUUCAUAAUGUCUGUCCAUUUACGGUUCCUGUCUUUAUGCCAAAAAUAGUAGGACAGUCGAAUGAAGAUUAUUAUAAACUAAUGGGUUACAAAUAUGCUGAAGAUGGCACAAUUGAGAAACAUGAUAAAUUUUUGAGAAGGAUGUCUGGUUUAAUGAGAUUAUAUGCUUCUAUCACAAUUACAACUCAAAGGAAAGGAGUUAAUAAAAGUAAUCCUCAUGGACUUCAAAAUGCUUGGCGAUGGUUGGCUGCUAUUUUAAAUAUUGAGCCGCGUAAAGAAGUAUCAGAUCUUUGUGCAACUCUUUUGUUGGAUAUGUUUGAAGUUGCUGGAAGUACAUUAUGGGUUGCUUAUCCAAAACAGUUUCAUAAAUUGCUAAUUUUAUUGUCGGAAGAAUAUUAUCCACGCAUGCAAAAUGUAGGUUGUAUCGGUGGUGGUCCAUUGGCACGACUUGAAGAAUUUUUGAGAAAUAGUUUAGCAAAAGGUUCUAUAGCCCCUCCUGAGGGACAACUUCCUCCAGAUUUUUGGUGAUCACAGUAAUGUU